AUGGACGAAGACGUUGUAUCUCUCACAAAAAAAUACAUUGGAGAUGCUUAUAUGAAAAGAUGGCAAGAGAGAUCUAGUAAAAAGAAAAAAAAACUUAUGACUGUGUUCGAUCAGGGGCGAUUACCCGAAAUCGGAUUUUCUGAGACAGAUAUUGAGGCAUUGUUUCUUCAAAUAUCAUCUUUAGAUUCAAAUAACUGGGAAAAUUCUGUAGGUGUUGGUGAACGUGAGGGAAGGGUACUUGUGGAUUUUAUUCGUCGUCGUCAUUACGGAUUUGCACAUGGUAUUGGACGAUCUGGAGAUGUGACUGCAAUUCAGCCUAAAGCGCCUGGUUCAAGUCUAGUUUGCCGAUUGACUAACCGAUUACUACUCGAUUGGCUAAGAAAAUCAGGUUCACCAAGUACAUCUCAAUGCUUUCUUGUCCCUAUGGCUACUGGUAUGUCAUUAACACUGUGUAUGUUAGCAAUGAAAAGACGUCGUCCGCCUGGAGCUAGAUUUGUACUAUGGUCUCGUAUUGAUCAAAAGUCGUGUUUCAAGUGUAUGCUUGCUGCAGAUUUAAUUCCUAUCCCGAUUGAAUUAGUCUCAGAUCCUACGAACGACCAGUUAUGUUCGAAUCUUGAAGCUUUAGAAAUUGCCUUACAAAAUCCUGCUAAAUAUCUACUAAAUCAUUGGCCUAAUGUUGCACAAGCCUAUAACAUAACUACCAAUACAGCAGAACAAUCGAAUUGUAAUAACAUUGUAUGCAUUCUAACAACUACAAAUUGUUUUGCACCUAGAACACCAGAUAAAUUACAUGCGAUCACUAAACUCUGCAUAAAAUAUGGUGUAUCACACUUGAUCAAUAAUGCUUACGGUGUACAGUCACCUCGUUGUAUGCGAAUGAUUGAAUCAGCGGGAAAAUUGAUUAUGGAACAGAAAUCCAACCCCACAGACAGUGAAGAUGUUAAUCACGCCAUCGACUUAUUGUAUGUACAAAGCACAGAUAAAAAUCUAUUGGUACCAGUUGGUGGAGCAAUUAUUGCUGGAUUCUCUUCAGAUUUAGUCAAUUCUGUAGGUAAACUUUAUCCAGGUCGUGCCUCAGGAACGCCAACUUUGGAUGUUUUAGCUACCCUCCUUUUUCUUGGUAGAAAAGGUUGGAAUGAUUUAAUUCAAAACCAGUCUGUUUGUUUUACUCACCUUCAGAAUGGAUUAAAACAAUUGGCUAACAAACAUAAUUUGAAAUUGUUAGAAACAACUUCAAAUCCUAUUUCAUUGGCAUUGAGCUUAGAAAAUCUUCUCCCAAUGAAAAUUAUCUCACAGUCUGAUGAAGUAGAAGAACAGAAGAAUUUUUUAAGCACUAGUGAGUUGAAGGAAGUAAUUUUGGAGAUGACACAAAUUGGUGCUAAUCUCUUUACUCAAGGAUGUUCUGGUGUCAGAGUUGUUCUCCCUGCAUCUAUGCAAAAUUCAACUAAAUUAGAUGUCUAUGAAUUUCUUGGUUUCAAUUCUCAUAGUUCAACAUCUACAAUACCGUAUAUAAAUGCAGCUGCUGCAAUUGGUCAAAAACAAUCUGAUAUCAACAUUUUUAUACAACGACUUGAUAAAGCUUUAGAUCAUUUAAAACGUGUUAUUCAUAAGGAAUGUAUUAAUAAUAAUGGUUUAGUAAAUCCUUCUAAUUGUAAUCUAUCAAGCGCCGUUAAUAGGAUAUAG
Molecule: messenger RNA, 1683 nt
Organism: Heterobilharzia americana
Lineage: Eukaryota; Metazoa; Platyhelminthes; Trematoda; Strigeidida; Schistosomatidae
Source: the annotation of a GenBank genome assembly